Messenger RNA from Colletotrichum phormii, 903 nucleotides. RefSeq names its product short chain dehydrogenase. Gene Ontology annotation, molecular function: oxidoreductase activity, acting on NAD(P)H, oxygen as acceptor. Gene Ontology annotation, cellular component: intracellular anatomical structure. The record is from RefSeq and is a predicted model, not a curated record. Lineage: Eukaryota; Fungi; Ascomycota; Sordariomycetes; Glomerellales; Glomerellaceae. The coding region runs from base 1 to 903 and encodes 300 amino acids. The transcript has a single exon.
AUGGCAGACCAAACCCCCCGAGCAGACCUCACAAAACGCCAAAUCCCCUUCAUGACCCUCGCAACAGGCGACACCUCCACCCUCCCAGGUGGUCCCUCCCGCAUCGCCUCCGCCACCGACACAGCGCAAUCCCGCUUCGCCCUCCCCGGCACAGCAAUCCUAACAGGCGGCACCGGCGCCAUCGCCCACGCCGUCGCGCGCGCAAUGCUCCAGCACGGCCUCACAGGCCUCAUGCUCCUCGACCUAGACGUCGAGUCCCCCGCCGCAAGCACCCAAAUCUCGUCUCUCCGCGCAGAAUUCCUCUCUACCAAGAUUCUCGCGCGGAGCGUAGACGUCACGGACGAAGUCGCCGUCGCGGAGGCAAUGGAGUUCGCCGCAAACGAGUUAUCCGGGAUCGAUUACCUGGUCUGUUUCGCGGGCGUGGUAGGCUGCCACCACGCCCUCGACAUGACCGCCGCGCAAUUCCGUCGUAUCUUGGACAUCAACACCACCGGCGCCUUCAUCUGCGCACAAGCCGCUGCGCGCAUCUUUGUCCGCCAGAACCGCGGGGGUAGGAUCGUGUUCACGGCGAGUAUCUCUGCGCACAGGGUGAAUUUCCCGCAGCCGCAGGCCGGGUAUAAUACGAGCAAGGGCGCGCUGCUGCAGUUGAAGAGUAGUCUUGCGGCGGAGUGGGCGAGGUAUGGGAUUACGGUGAAUAGUGUGAGUCCUGGGUAUAUGGAUACGGUGUUGAAUGAGGGGGAGGGGCUGAGGGAGGCGAGGGAGUGUUGGGCGGGGAGGAAUCCGAUGGGGAGGAUGGGGGGCGUGGAUGAGGUUGGGGGGGUUGUGGUGAUGUUGUGUAGUAGGGCGGGGAGUUAUUUUAAUGGGAGUGAUUUGGUUGUUGAUGGGGGUGGUGUUGUGUUUUAG